This is a messenger RNA of Prunus armeniaca (apricot), 1422 nucleotides long. NCBI's taxonomy places the organism in Eukaryota, Viridiplantae, Streptophyta, Magnoliopsida, Rosales, Rosaceae. The record is from the annotation of a GenBank genome assembly.
AUGAGGAAUAUAAAUCAAGGCGAUAAACUUAUGAAUUUUAUGGGGAAAGCAACGUCCACUCCUCUGCUCUUUCAAUCAAAGUUGGUCUGUUUCUCUCUGCUCUACCUCUUCACCUCUCUGUUUCUAGCUAUCUACACCUCUCUCUCCCAAACCAAAUGCCUCUUCAGAUCCUCCCCUUUCGACCCAAUUCAGGCCCCUCUCUUCUCCUACCCUGCAACCUAUGGAGAGCACAAGUAUGCAAUCCCAACCCACCGUAACACUUGCUCGUCCCCUGUCUUUUUCUCAGAUUAUUGGAUGGUCUUGAAGGAGAUCCAAAAUUUGUGUAAGAAUUCUUCAUGGUCUUCAUCGGGUUUGAGGUAUAUGCAGGGCAAGGCUGAGACUUUUGCAGGAAAUUUCAGUACCCAAGAUAGAAUUCCCUAUUUUGUUCAUUAUAAUGAUAGCAUUGAAUUCCCUUGCGGGUUUUUGAAGAAAUUUCCAAUUAGUAAUUCUGAUCGAACAGAUAUGGAAAACUGCGAAGGAGUUGUAGUGGUCUCUGCGAUCUUCAAUGACCAUGAUAAAAUUCGACAGCCCCGAGGCCUCGGAUCGAAAACCCUAGACAAUGUGUGUUUCUUUCUGUUUACAGAUGAUGUAACCCUCAAAGGACUUGUCUACCAUAGAUUAAUUCCAAGCAAAUCCAAAAACUAUAAGAUAGGAGCAUGGAGGGUUGUCAAGGUUUUGAGCAAGGGAUUGUAUGAGAAUCCAGCAAUGAAUGGUGUCAUACCAAAAUAUUUAGUCCAUAGGCUCUUCCCAAACUCAAAAUUCAGCAUUUGGAUAGACGCAAAGUUGCAGCUGAUGGUUGAUCCAUUGCUGCUGAUUCAUUCACUUGUUGUGUCUGAGAAUGCAGACAUGGCAAUUUCAAAACAUCCCUACUAUAUUCAUACCAUGGAAGAAGCAAUGGCAACUGCAAGGUGGCAGAAAUGGUGGGAUGUUGAUGGCUUGAAGAAGCAGAUGGAGACUUAUUGUGAGAAUGGUUUGCUUCCUUGGAGUCCCAGCAAGCUCCCCUAUCCCUCAGAUGUACCAGACAGUGCUCUAAUUCUGAGAAGACAUGGAUUGAGGAGCAAUCUAUUCUCCUGCCUGCUGUUCAAUGAGUUGGAGGCUUUUAACCCAAGAGACCAGUUGGCUUUUGCAUACGUGAGAGAUCUCAUGAGCCCAAGGCUGAAGCUGAACAUGUUUGAAGUGGAAAUCUUUGAGCAGAUUGUUGUUGAAUACAGGCACAACAUAAAGCGCGGAGGUGGGGCCAGUGGCAGACAAGAGGCGGGGCCCAAAGGACCCAAAACCAAAAAGACCAAAAGGGCAGGCCCUGAUUUGUUGUAUGUUAAUGGCAGCUGUUGCAGCAAGUGCCAGAAGUAUCUUUUGGAGAUGUGGGGUGAAUCCGAGAGUUAA